Messenger RNA from Rattus rattus (black rat), 1938 nucleotides. RefSeq names its product phospholipase C zeta 1 (gene Plcz1). The transcript has 13 exons. Bases 1 to 1938 code for a protein of 645 amino acids. Gene Ontology annotation, cellular component: nucleus. Lineage: Eukaryota; Metazoa; Chordata; Mammalia; Rodentia; Muridae. Gene Ontology annotation, biological process: positive regulation of cytosolic calcium ion concentration involved in egg activation; lipid metabolic process; intracellular signal transduction. The record is from RefSeq and is a predicted model, not a curated record. Gene Ontology annotation, molecular function: calcium ion binding; phosphatidylinositol-4,5-bisphosphate phospholipase C activity.
AUGGAGAGCCAUUAUGAGCUCGCAGAGGCAAGAUGGUUUAUGUCAAAGAUUCAGGAUUAUUUUAGAGGUGGAAAAAUCAGCGCUGGAAUUACUCACAAACUGCUCGAGAAACUUGAUUUCCCAUGCCAUUUUGCUCAUGUGAAACGUAUUUUUAAGGAAAAUGACAGACAAAACCAAGGAAGAAUCACCAUCGAAGAGUUUAGAACCAUUUAUCGGUAUAUUGUACAUAGAGAAGAGAUCGUUGAGAUUUUCAACACGUAUACUGAAAACAGGAAAAUUCUCCCUGAGGACAGUCUGAUUGAAUUUCUAACCCAAGAGCAGUAUGAAAUGAAGAUGGAUGAGUUCAGUUCAGUGGAGAUCAUCGAGAAGUACGAGCCCAUUGCAGAAGUAAAGAACGAGCGGCAGAUGUCAAUUGAAGGUUUUGCAAGAUACAUGUUUUCUUCAGAAUGUCUACUGUUUAAAGAGACGUGUAACACAGUGUACCAAGAUAUGAAUAAGCCACUAAAUGAUUAUUAUAUUUCAUCGUCUCACAACACAUAUUUGGUAGCUGAUCAAAUAUUGGGACCAAGUGACAUUUGGGGAUAUAUAAGUGCCCUCGUGAAAGGCUGCCGCUGUCUGGAAAUUGACUGCUGGGAUGGAGCACAAAAUGAACCCAUUGUGUACCAUGGCUACACUCUCACCAGCAAGCUUCUCUUCAAAACCGUUAUCCAAGCAAUAAACAAGUACGCCUUCGUGACGUCUGAUUACCCAGUGGUGCUGUCCUUAGAGAAUCACUGCUCCCCUGGUCAACAGGAAGUGAUGACCGACAUUCUGCAGAGUACCUUUGGAGACUUCCUGCUCUCAGACAUGCUUGACGAGUUUCCAGACAGUCUGCCAUCUCCAGAGGCACUGAAAUUUAAAAUAUUAGUGAAAAAUAGGAAAGUUGGAACCUUAUUCGAAACCCGCGAGAGGCUGGGGACUGACAAAAGGGGCAUAGCGCUAGACUUUGAAGAAGCAAACUAUGAAAAUGAAGACGAAGACUCAGGAAAGGAGCCAGAAACGUGGGAUGUCUUCCUAUCACGGGUCAAGGAAGAGCAGAAGGCAGACCCCUCAACGUUGAGCGGAAUAGCAGAUGCCAAGAAAAAGAUCAGGAAGCUAAGAGUAGCUCUGUCCUUAUCUGAUCUUGUCAUUUAUACUAAAGCUGAGAAGUUCCGAAACUUCCAAUAUUCAAGAAUCUAUCAGCAGUUUAAUGAGACCACUUCUAUGGGAGAGUCUCGAGCUCGAAAACUUUCAAAAUUGAGAGCCCAUGAGUUUAUUUUCCACACUGCAGCGUUCGUCACCAGAGUGUACCCCAAGUUCACGAGAGCAGACUCUUCUAAUUUUAAUCCUCAAGAGUUUUGGAAUGUGGGCUGUCAGAUGGUGGCCUUGAAUUUUCAAACCCCUGGACUGCCUAUGGAUUUGCAAAAUGGGAAAUUUUUGGAUAAUGGAGGCUCUGGAUAUGUUUUGAAGCCAGACUUUCUUAGAGACACAACUUUUGGCUUUAACCCAAAUGAACCAGAAGGAGAUGGCCAUCCGGUUGCCCUCACGAUCCGACUCAUCAGUGGGAUCCAGUUGCCUGAUAACGGGUCCUCAAAUACAUCUGACAUAAUAGUGAUCAUAGAAGUCUACGGUGUCCCAAAUGACCACAUGAAGCAGCAGAGUCGUGCUGUUAAGAACAAUGCUUUUAGUCCAAGGUGGAACGAAACAUUCACAUUUCUUAUUCAAGUGCCAGAAUUGGCACUGAUACGUUUCGUUGUUGAAACUCAAGGCUUCCUAUCGGGAAAUGAAUUACUUGGGCAGUACACUUUACCCGUUCUUUGCAUGAACAAAGGUUAUCGUCGCGUGCCUCUGUUUUCCAAAUCCGGUGCGAACCUUGAACCUUCCUCUCUGUUUAUUUACGUUUGGUACUACAGAGAGUGA